Messenger RNA from Mucor velutinosus, 912 nucleotides. RefSeq names its product tRNA dihydrouridine synthase. The transcript is spliced from 4 exons. The coding region runs from base 1 to 912 and encodes 303 amino acids. Gene Ontology annotation, biological process: phospholipid catabolic process. The record is from RefSeq and is a predicted model, not a curated record. NCBI's taxonomy places the organism in Eukaryota, Fungi, Mucoromycota, Mucoromycetes, Mucorales, Mucoraceae. Gene Ontology annotation, molecular function: hydrolase activity, acting on ester bonds.
AUGCACUCUCCUUUUUUAUUAGUAAUCUCAAUCGUAUUACUCGCAUUCCAUCAAGCUUGCUUAGCUCUACCUACCACUAAAAAGGCCAAUGACACUUCUUCUGCUGCUACCUCUUCAACAUCUAUCAAAAAGGGCAAGUAUUUCGACCGUGUCGUCAUUAUCGUUAUGGAAAAUCAAGACUAUGAUGUGGCCUACAAGGACAAAUUUUUGCAAGGAUUGAACAAGGAAUAUGGAAACGGAAUUAUGUUGACAAACUACCUUGCUACAACACACCCCUCUCAGCCCAAUUAUAUUGCCAUGAUUAGCGGAUCUACCAAAGGCACCAAAGAAGACGAUGAGUCCAAUAUUGAUCGAAAGAACAUUGUAGAUCUCUUGGAGGCUAAAGACAUCACUUGGAAGACCUAUCAAGAGGAUUAUCCUGGUAACUGUAACAAGAAGAUGGAUAUCGAAAAAUACGCUAGAAAGCAUAAUCCUUUCAUGUCCUUCAAGAACAUAUCAGGCAACAAGAAAAGAUGUGCAAACAUUGUCAAUUCUAAGCAGCUAGACAAGGAUAUUGCUAGCAAUAGCGUGCCUCAAUUUGUGUUCUAUACGCCUAAUAUCGACAAUGAUGCGCAUGACACAAACAUGAAAUUCGGUUCGAAUUGGCUCAAAAAGUUCCUCUCUACACGUAUCAAACAAAAGUCCUUCAAUCAGAAUACCAUGUUUGUAGUGACCUUCGAUGAAGAUGAUGGUGCUUCGGACAACAACAAGGUGCUCACGGUUCUUUUUGGUCCUGAUUUCCAUCCUAAAUCAAAAUCAAAUAAGGACAAGACAAAAUACACUCACUAUUCAUUGUUAAAGACAAUCGAGGACAAUUGGGGACUGGGCGAUCUUGGCCAAAACGAUAAAAAGGCAAAUGUCAUCCAGCUGUAA